ACUCAAACCUACCGAUUAAAUAUCUUAGCGUGCACACUAAAACUUUACGACUUUAAUUAAUUAUUGAUUUCAUCUACCAAAACCAAACAAAAUCACAAGAAUUUCAUUUCAAGCUCAAACAGAUAAAAGUGAGGGAGAAAUUUAAGAAGAGAAAUGGCGGCAGCGAAAAUCUUGACGCUAGCGUGCUUUCGAAAUGAGGGUAGCAGAACAGAUUUAUCGGCGAGGCCACACUACCCAUCGAUGCCAAAAUACCCGAAAGGCGUUUCGACGAAAGAGAAGGAGAAGAUUGAAGGUUCUGAAUCUAAAGCUCUGUUUUCUGUAAUAGGAAUGACUUGUUCUGCUUGUGCUGGUUCAGUUGAGAAGGCGAUCAAGCGACUAUCGGGUAUUCGAGAAGCCGUUGUUGAUGUUUUGAAUAAUAGGGUUCAAGUCAUCUUUUAUCCCUCAUUUGUCAAUGAGGAGAAAAUCCGUGAAACCAUUGAGGAUGUUGGCUUUGAGGCUGCUUUGAUUCAAGACGAAAUUAGUGAAGGAAGCAAUCAAGUAUGCCGGGUACGCAUAAAGGGAAUGACUUGCACUACUUGUGCAAAUUCAGUUGAAACUAGUCUUCUUGGAGUUCAGGGUGUUAGAAAGGCUCAAGUUGCAUUAGCUACUGAAGAAGCAGAAAUUCAUUAUGAUCCAAAUUUAGUCAGUUAUAAUGAGCUGCUUAAAGCUGUAGAUGAUAGUGGAUUUGAAGCUGUACUUAUCAGCAGUGGAGAAGAUAUCAGCAAGGUGCAGCUAAAAGUUAAUGGUAUAAGCUUAGACGAUUCAUGGGAAACGGUUCAAUGCUCACUUGAGGCACUUCCUGGUGUCCAAACUGUAGACAUUGAUCAAAUUCUCCAGAAAAUCUCUCUUUCUUACAAGCCAGAUAUGACAGGACCUAGAAAUUUUAUUGAAGUGAUUGAGUCAAUUGGAUUGGGGCAUUUCAAGGCUAUGAUAUAUCCUGAAGAACGAGGAAGAGAUUUUCACAAACGCGAGCAAGUUGAGGAGUACUAUCGAUCAUUCCUGUGGAGUCUUAUCUUUACAACACCAGUAUUUCUGACCUCCAUGGUCUUCAUGUAUAUACCGGGUGUUAAACAUGUAUUUGAUACCAAAAUAGUGAAGAUGUUAACGGUUGGAGAAUUAGUAAGGUGGGUGUUAGCAACUCCUGUUCAAUUCAUUAUUGGUUGGAGAUUUUACUAUGGUUCGUACAAAGCAUUAAGGCAUGGUUCUGCUAACAUGGAUGUGUUGAUUGCCUUGGGAACAAAUGCAGCAUACUUCUAUUCAGUCUAUAUUGUGCUUCGAGCUGCAACGUCUAAAACCUUUGAGGGAACAGAUUUCUUUGAGACAAGCUCUAUGCUCAUUUGCUUUGUUCUUCUAGGGAAGUAUCUAGAGGUUUUGGCCAAGGGGAAAACAUCUGCAGCCAUUGCCAAACUCAUGGACUUGGCCCCUGAGACAGCGACACUACUGACCGUUGACACAGAUGGAAAUGUCAUAAACGAAAAAGAUAUAGAUGGCAGAUUGAUACAAAAGAAUGAUGUGCUCAAAGUUAUUCCAGGGGCGAAAGUAGCCUGUGAUGGUUUUGUGAUUUGGGGUCAGACUUAUGUGAACGAAAGCAUGAUUACAGGAGAAUCUCGGCCAGUUCCCAAGAGGAAGGGAGAUACGGUCAUAGGAGGGACAGUGAAUCAGAACGGGGUGUUACAUAUCAAGGCUACACGAGUUGGUUCAGCAAGUGCACUUUCUCAAAUUGUCCGUCUUGUUGAAUCAGCACAGAUGGCCAAAGCACCUGUACAGAAGCUUGCUGACCGUAUUUCCAAAUUUUUUGUGCCAUUGGUCAUAAUUCUCUCAAUUUCAACUUGGCUUGCAUGGUUCCUAGCUGGAAAAUUCAAUAGCUACCCAAAAUCUUGGAUACCCUCAUCUAUGGACAGCUUCCAGCUUGCACUACAAUUUGGCAUUUCUGUGAUGGUUAUAGCCUGCCCUUGUGCUCUAGGGUUGGCAACACCUACUGCGGUUAUGGUUGGUACUGGAAUUGGUGCAACUCAAGGUGUUCUCAUCAAAGGUGGUCAAGCUCUGGAAACUGCUCAUAAGGUGAAUUGCAUUGUAUUUGAUAAGACGGGGACUCUAACAGAAGGCAAACCUGUAGUUGUGAGCACACGCAUCUUAACACAAAUGGUACUUCAGGAGUUCUAUGAAUUGGUGGCUGCUGCUGAGAUCAAUAGUGAGCAUCCAUUAGCAAAGGCUGUGGUUGAGUAUGCCAAGAAAUUUGGAGAAGAUGAGGAAAACCACAUAUGGCCAGAAGCAAAGGACUUCGUUGCAAUCACUGGUCAUGGUGUGAAGGCCAUAAUCCGUAACAAAGAAAUUCUUGUAGGUAACAAGAGCUUGAUGUUGGACCAAGGAAUUGUCAUCCCUAUAGAGGCAGAGGAAUUGCUUGCUGAAGCAGAAGAUAUGGCUCAAACUGGUAUUCUAGUAUCAAUUGGUGGCACAAUGGCAGGGGUUAUAGCCAUUUCUGAUCCUUUGAAGCCAAGUGCACGAGAUGUCAUAUCUAUUCUUAAGUCUAUGAAUAUUAAGAGCAUUGUGGUGACUGGUGACAACAAAGGCACUGCAAACUCCAUUGCCAAACAAGUUGGAAUAGAGACUGUUAUUGCUGAAGCUAAACCUGAGCAGAAAGCAGAGAAAGUUAAGGAAUUACAGGCUGAAGGUUACAUAGUGGCAAUGGUUGGGGACGGAAUCAACGAUUCACCUGCAUUAGUAGCUGCUGAUGUUGGAAUGGCAAUCGGAGCAGGGACAGACAUAGCAAUCGAAGCAGCAGAUAUUGUUCUCAUGAAGAGCAAUUUAGAGGAUGUCAUAACAGCCAUUGAUCUUUCUCGGAAAACUUUCUCGAGGAUACGUUGGAACUAUAUAUGGGCUUUAGGCUACAAUGUGCUUGGUAUCCCAAUUGCUGCCGGAGCUUUGUUCCCUUCACUUAGGUUCCGGUUACCACCAUGGAUUGCAGGAGCUGCUAUGGCCGCCUCAUCAGUAAGUGUUGUUUGUUGGUCUCUGUUGUUGAAGAAUUACAAAAGACCUAAGAAGUUGGACACUCUUGAGGUUAGAGAAAUAAGGGUUGAAUGAUGUCAAUAGAGAACAAGAGGGGGUUGUCAAUAAAUGUAGAUAAUAUGAUGUUUUGAUGCAGUUGUGAUAUGUAAAUAAGGGUGGUGUAAGUGUGUAAUUUCUACUUUAGCAAUUUAUGCAAAAAUGUGAAUAGGUUUUAUUUAGGAUGAAAUUUUUUGUGGUACUUGCUUAAACAAUCAUGAAAAUUCUGCUUCUGUGAA
Spinacia oleracea (spinach) is the source of this 3320-nucleotide messenger RNA. Its product is annotated as probable copper-transporting ATPase HMA5. The record is from RefSeq and is a predicted model, not a curated record. The transcript is spliced from 6 exons. Gene Ontology annotation, cellular component: membrane. Gene Ontology annotation, biological process: monoatomic cation transport. Lineage: Eukaryota; Viridiplantae; Streptophyta; Magnoliopsida; Caryophyllales; Amaranthaceae. Gene Ontology annotation, molecular function: ATP binding; ATPase-coupled monoatomic cation transmembrane transporter activity; ATP hydrolysis activity. Bases 154 to 3120 code for a protein of 988 amino acids.